Archocentrus centrarchus (flier cichlid) is the source of this 1377-nucleotide messenger RNA. RefSeq names its product amyloid beta A4 precursor protein-binding family B member 1-interacting protein-like. Lineage: Eukaryota; Metazoa; Chordata; Actinopteri; Cichliformes; Cichlidae. The transcript is spliced from 3 exons. The record is from RefSeq and is a predicted model, not a curated record. Bases 248 to 1039 code for a protein of 263 amino acids.
UCAGGAUUCGGCAUCAGGUCCUGGAAAGCUGCGCAGUUUUUUUUUUUUUUACCGGAGCUCUUGUUGUGUUCAGGUUUUUAAAAAUUUUUCUGCAUUUUCUAACGAAUUUUCCCCACAACGCAGUCGCAUCCGAAUGACAGAUACUAAAAGCCUCUUCCUGGGGAGACACCCAUGUUUCCGAGAGAGGAUGGAGAAUUGAUUUACUGAACAGCGCUCCGCCACUUCUCACUGCAUCAAACGGGCAGCGAUGCAGCUUGGUCAUCCGGUCACCAGCGGCACUUCUCUCCAAAUCCCUCCCCAGCCUGAGUCUCAGAUAUUCAGGAGCCGACACCCAAUCCUGCUGAACUCCAUCCAGCCCAUCUUGGUCAGGGCCAUCAUCAAUCCAAAGCGGGGGAUGGAGGAGCCUCUCCAGCCGCAGACUCCGCAAAGCUUCAGGAACUGCAGCUCAUCGGGACCUGCUGGGAGAUCCUGCUGGAGCUUAGAUCUGAGAGUGGCUAUUCUUCUGCUGACUCUGGCAGGAGCAGUAAUCCUGUUGCUGCUGUACAGACUCUUACAGCUGAGACACAGGCUGAGGAUGGCGAGGGCGAGGCAUGCUUUGGAGUACUCCAGCUUCUACCACUCUGGCACCUACACACUCAAACACCCCACACCUUGUCAGGAGCUGCCAGAGAAGAAUGGGGCAGUGCCUGAAAAUACUGCACCAAUCCAAACCAUAACCUCGGUGACACCUGCUGUCAUCACCCCAGUGCUGCCCCCGUCGGUGCCCUCACCAGCACCCCCUCCACUGCCACUCCCUCCACCUCCUGUCCUACCACGUCCACCUCUCCACCCUCCAGAUUCUCUCCCUCCAACACCUCCUGUCCUGUCACUUCCUCUCCCUGUGCCUGUCAUCCACACCACCCCGCCCAGCCCUCACCUGUCAUGGGGUGCCUGCUCAGAUGUAGAUGUUUACUCUCGAAUCGGAGCCUUCAGGCACUCCAGGCUUUCCCGCCUCUCCAGCCAGUCCACAGUCAUCCUGUUUGAACACUCGUCUCUUUGAACCCUCACAGAACAUGCCUGAUCUUCGUCUCUGUGAUGAUCAUACAGGGAUGAUUACUAGAUGUUUCCUGCACUGUGUGUAUAUAUAAUUGUAUCAGGCAAAGAAAAUUAUGACAAGUUAACUUUUCAAAACUUAAAAACACGAAGUUUGAAUUUUGUCAGCCACUGAAAUGAUUUAUUGACAAAAAAAGGCUGUGCAGUAAAACUGCAGUUUAAAUAAAAACACCUCGACUUUAAUCAUUGAUUGUGGGGGCUGUCUCUUAAAUACAGCUCACAGAAGCUUAAAGCUGUUUUGUUUGUUUGUUUGUUUUAACUUCAUAUCUAUUCUGAACUCUGUUU